ACGUAGUGGAAUCACUCGGUGACCAGCAAUGCGUGCCGCGUCAUCGUUCUUAAGUGUCUCGCUGUCGCUUUUCAAAGUGUUUAGCGCGAUCUUCCAUUCGGUUCGUUUAUAUACAAAUUUCAAUCACGUUAACGUAGUCGCACAAAAAAACAUCCGGUGUUAUUGCAAAACUGAUAGAAAGUUGCAUUAAUUUAAAUAAUUUAAGUGACACAUGAUCGUAUGAGAACAAGUAAUUCGUCCUUAUCGUCUGUUCCUUAUUCCGUGUUUAGUUUUUUGAACGAGGAAUAACUUUCCGAUCUUAUUCGUAUUUUCACGUGUUGGUCAUGUCAGAACAGAGUCCUCUUUCUCAAUCGAUUCGUGUAGCAUAUCCGGUGAGAAAUCUUAUCGAAGGUGUAAGGGCUCGAAAGCGUUGACGUGAAUGAAAGAACCGUUGUUGGAACAUUGUUCUCGAGUGUGGUGAGUGCGUAUAUCGCGGGGGAUAACGGCCUCCCGCGAGAGGGACGAACGGAAAGUGGCGCGUUCGUGCGUCGAAAAUGGAGGGUCGCGUGCUCGCCGGUUCCACCACGGAGGAAACGACGGCGGCGGUGACCACAAGCUGCGGCAUCGGCGCACCCUCACCGGUGGCUACGAUAAACGCGACGAUACCUGGUACCGGCGGCCUCACAUCGGCUACUUGCACCAUACAAAAUCCCGUGGUCGUGGUGGCCAGUCAGCCGACCAAACACCAAACGCAGACCGGCCCGGUGCUCUCCGCUAUCCCUACUGUCCCCGCUAUUCCGUCCGUUUCCGGUGUUUCCGCGGUCAGCGCCGUUCCCGCCGCUGUGCCGAAGAUGCUCAGCAGGAACGUCAACGGCACGUUGGUGCAGACGUCCGUACCUCAGAAUGAAGCGGAACUGCAACUGUACAGGGUGAUGCAACGUGCCUCUCUACUGAGCUACUACGACACGCUUCUAGAAAUGGGUGGCGACGACGUCCAACAAUUAUGCGACGCGGGAGAGGAAGAAUUUCUUGAAAUUAUGGCUCUCGUUGGUAUGGCGAGCAAACCGCUUCACGUUAGGAGGCUACAAAAAGCUCUUCAGGAAUGGAUCACGAAUCCUUCACUUUUUCAAACGCCCGUUGUACCGACGACAGCCACAUGUAAAACUGCCGCGGGUAUAGGAUUCCCUUGCGCGAGUCCCAGACCGCAAGUACAAAAUCUCCAAGGGUUCACGACGACCUCACAAUCGGGGACUCCUACAUCUUACGUGUCCCUUACACCGUUGCCCUGUAGAAGCGCCAGCCCCAUCGCUUCUGUUACAAGCGUAACUGCGCCUGUCGCCUCUACGACCUUUCGCAAAAGCCCCAGCCCGAAUACCCCCCUUCCUUACGCUACUUCUCACAGUCCUGGUAUUCUUCAGGUAGGAACAUGCGAGUCGUCCUGUGGUAGCGCGACAACUCCAAGUCCCAGCGGCGGAGGCGGUGCACCCGCGAGUCCAACGCAACCAACGCCGACGCUUUUACAAUCGCAAAUACAAAGACUCGCGGAGGCUGCUGAAAGACUGGCCGCUACUAUACGUCCCGUUGACCCGAAACCUCAUAAUGUUAAGAAAAAGAUUUGCAAGAAUUUAGAGAUGGUAAUGGCUAUGCCUGAUAGUGAUCCGCGUAGAAUGGAGGAGAUACGCAAAUACGCGGCGAUUUACGGAAGGUUUGACUGUAAGAGGAAACCGGAGAAACCGUUGACAUUACACGAAGUGUCUGUAAACGAGGCCGCUGCGCAAAUUUGCAGGUUCGUACCUGCCCUUCUUACUAGAAGAGAUGAACUUUUUCCUUUGGCCCGGCGUAUUGUGAGAGAUUCUGGGUAUCAUUAUUCAAAAAGUCAUUACUUGUCCAUGUCGAGGCCGCGUGAAAAUGGGGAAGAAAACGAAACCGAACGCGCGAAACGGCAAAAGCUCGAGCUCGAGGGUGAGAAUGAAGAUGCGACGCAGGAGGAGUUGGAUCUUCGUUGUCCUGAGAUGGAUAUAAGUAACUCGACAAUCAGGAGACACAGAUCUUCAAGUCCAGUUUGGAGGAAGAAGAAUAACAAUGGUAUGUUCAGUGCGAGUAUCGAAGAGAUUAGCGACUCCGACAGUCAGCUCUCGUUCUCAAACGAAGAGUCUUCGUCGAUACAUGACACUAACGAAGUUGAAACGGAUAAUCCAGACAAAGAGAGCGAUUUCAAUCUUAAGGUAAUAGCGUCGCGUGGAGACAAUAUAAUCGCAGUAGCGAAUCCUGCGCUAAUGGAGUGUAAUCAUCCCAUUAAAGAAGAACCGACGGACGAAAAACCAACGCUGUGAUAUUGUUUACAAACAAAUUCUAUUAUCGUACUUACAACAUUCCUAAAAUCGUAUUUCAAUUUUUGUAGAGAGAUUAACAUUAUCAUUAUUUGCAAUUUGACCACUGUCAUGUAGCGAAUGUCCCAAUUUCUAUUCACGUCAUAAUUUCUACUCGUUGGCACCUUUACCUAUAAUUUUAUCUCAAAAUCAUAGACAAAUAAGCCAGUAUGUAAAAAUUCGAACGUGAACAGAAAUUGGGACAUUCACCUUAACUUUUUCGUAUUUAGUAAAUUUUAUACUGGUUGUUGCUGUGCGACUUGUAAAAGAUUCUUUAUAAAAAAGUUCGUGCAAAGAAUGAACACUGCGUAAAACGAAUAUACAUUUGACACUCCAUGGUUUCAAUAAAUUUUCGAUAUACUCGUUAUAUUUUAAGUUACAAAACUUCUCCUGUAAAUAAAAAUACAAUUGAUUCAAAGCGUAAAAUUCAUACGUCGAUUAACGUAUGUACGUUUGCGCGUAUUGUAUAACAUUAAAAAGCGGAUUUGUAAAUAUAUAAAAUAAUAGAAAUUUUUUAUCUGAU
Molecule: messenger RNA, 2871 nt
Organism: Ceratina calcarata
Lineage: Eukaryota; Metazoa; Arthropoda; Insecta; Hymenoptera; Apidae
Gene: nab
Product: NGFI-A-binding protein homolog
Exons: 11
Coding region: 534-2312 (592 amino acids)
Biological process (GO): negative regulation of DNA-templated transcription
Cellular component (GO): nucleus
Molecular function (GO): transcription coregulator activity; transcription factor binding
Source: RefSeq, a predicted model, not a curated record